This is a messenger RNA of Globicephala melas (long-finned pilot whale), 2385 nucleotides long. RefSeq names its product negative elongation factor complex member C/D (gene NELFCD). Gene Ontology annotation, cellular component: nucleus; NELF complex. Gene Ontology annotation, biological process: negative regulation of transcription elongation by RNA polymerase II. The record is from RefSeq and is a predicted model, not a curated record. NCBI's taxonomy places the organism in Eukaryota, Metazoa, Chordata, Mammalia, Artiodactyla, Delphinidae. Gene Ontology annotation, molecular function: RNA binding.
CCGUGCUCGCGCGCGCGCUCGCGGGAGAGGAUGGCGGGGGCCGCGCCGGGCGCCAUCAUGGACGAGGACUACUUCGGGAGCGCGGCCGAGUGGGGCGACGAGGCGGACGGCGGCCAGCAGGAGGAGGAUUAUGGAGAGGGAGAAGAUGAUGCCGAGGUCCAGCAAGAGUGCCUACAUAAAUUUUCUACCCGGGAUUAUAUAAUGGAACCCUCCAUCUUUAACACUCUAAAGAGGUAUUUUCAGGCGGGAGGGUCUCCAGAGAACGUUAUCCAGCUCUUGUCAGAGAACUACACUGCUGUGGCCCAGACCGUCAACCUGCUGGCCGAGUGGCUCAUUCAGACAGGUGUUGAACCAGUGCAGGUUCAGGAAACUGUGGAAAAUCAUCUGAAGAGUUUACUGAUCAAACAUUUCGACCCCCGCAAAGCAGAUUCUAUCUUUACUGAAGAAGGAGAGACCCCCGCUUGGCUUGAACAAAUGAUUGCACAUACCACGUGGAGAGACCUUUUCUACAAACUGGCUGAAGCCCACCCAGACUGUUUGAUGCUCAACUUCACUGUUAAGCUUAUCUCCGACGCAGGGUACCAAGGGGAGAUCACCAGCGUGUCCACGGCCUGCCAGCAGCUGGAGGUGUUUUCUAGAGUGCUUCGUACCUCUCUAGCUACGAUUUUGGACGGAGGCGAAGAAAACCUCGAAAAAAAUCUCCCCGAGUUUGCUAAGAUGGUGUGUCACGGGGAGCACACGUAUCUGUUCGCCCAGGCCCUGAUGUCCGUGCUGGCCCAGGAGGAGCAGGGGGGCUCGGCCGUGCGCAGGGCCGCACAGGAGGUCCAGCGCUUCGCCCAGGAGAGAGGCCAUGACGCCAGUCAGAUCACGCUCGCACUGGGCACAGCUGCCUCCUACCCCCGGGCGUGUCAGGCCCUUGGGGCUAUGUUGUCCAAGGGAGCCCUGAAUCCGGCCGACAUCACAGUCCUGUUCAAGAUGUUUACAAGCAUGGACCCGCCUCCUGUUGAACUCAUCCGGGUGCCAGCUUUCCUGGACCUGUUCAUGCAGUCACUCUUUAAACCAGGGGCCAGGAUCAACCAGGACCACAAGCAUAAGUACAUCCACAUCUUAGCAUAUGCAGCGAGCGUGGUGGAGACCUGGAAGAAGAACAAGCGAGUCAGCAUCAAUAAAGACGAGCUGAAGUCAACAUCGAAAGCUGUUGAGACUGUUCACAACUUGUGUUGCAAUGAGAACAAAGGGGCGUCUGAGCUUGUGGCCGAGCUGAGCACCCUCUACCAGUGUAUCAGGUUUCCAGUGGUGGCCAUGGGUGUGCUGAAGUGGGUGGACUGGACUGUGUCAGAGCCGAGGUACUUCCAGCUGCAGACGGACCACACCCCGGUGCACCUGGCACUGCUGGACGAGAUCAGCACCUGCCACCAGCUCCUCCACCCGCAGGUCCUGCAGCUGCUGGUGAAGCUCUUCGAGACAGAGCAUUCCCAGCUGGACGUGAUGGAGCAGGUGAGCGGGCAGCCCGAGGGCUGGGCUGCACAGCGGGAAGGCGGCCCCUUUCUCAGCCUUGUCGCCCCACCCGUGCAGCUCGAGUUGAAGAAGACCCUCCUGGACAGGAUGGUGCACCUGCUGAGCCGGGGCUACGUGCUCCCCGUGGUCAGUUACAUCCGCAAGUGUCUGGAGAAGCUGGACACCGACAUCUCCCUCAUUCGCCACUUUGUGACUGAGGUGCUCGACGUCAUCGCGCCCCCCUACACCUCUGACUUCGUGCAGCUUUUCCUUCCUAUCCUGGAGAACGACAGCAUCGCCGGCACCAUUAAAACAGAAGGUGAACACGACCCUGUGACAGAGUUUAUAGCUCACUGCAAGUCUAACUUCAUCUUGGUGAACUGAUUCAGCGCAUCCUCCAGAGCUGCAGCAGAACAUUCCAGGAGACCCGCUGUGGAAAAACCCUUUCCAGAAGCUAUUGUUGAAGAGGCCCAGUCAGCGUCUUGGAAGUGGGCUGUGGUGGGAGGAGGUGGAUAACUUUUUUAAAAAGGAAGAUGUCAGCAGUGUAACGGCUACUAGGAACAGUCCCGUCUCCUCGUGAGUCCAGGGCUGCCCCCAAGUCCUGUUUACAGUAUUUCCCCAGUAGCGGAACUAGGUUCCCGUCACCUCUUGGGAUGUAGCCAACUGUCAGCCCCGGGGCGGGGGGUGGAAAUUCAGAAACUGAGACACUUAGAUGAACUAUUUUCAGAGUUGAUUGAUUUAAGUUUUCUCACAAGGCUCCAUUGGUUAGUUCGUAUCAUUGCAAUUGCUUUCAUUUUCCGAGAACAAAUAAAAAGCCCUUCUGCGGUUGGAAGGUGUAGGUCCCGGUGUUAAUGUUGUUUUCGUGUGUAAAUAAAACACUCAGAUUCA